AUGACACGAUCGCUUCGUGGAUUGUCAUACUGAUAAUGUAAUCUUAUCGUGAUGUAUCUGUUUUCUAUAUAUACUAAGUCCUUUAGAUGUUAAAUUAUAUUCAGUUAGUACUCCAGACAGCAACUGUCUCCUACUGAAAAUAUGAAGAGCCUUAUCCUCGUCGCAGUCCUCGCUGCGCUGGCAGUCUGCAGUGAUGCAGCUGCUCUGCAGCAGAACCCUGCCUUCAGGGCCAACAUGUACCAGGGAGCCAUCAGACCUGGUGACAGGCUUCUCUACAGAAACUACUACUACAAAGCCCCCAUCGCGAACGCAGUACAGUACCAGGAUAUCACGUACCGUGGCAGUUCCAGCACUCGGAUCUCCUUCAUCCAGGCCGUUGAGGUCGGCCAGACCCAGUGGGGCCAACCUUCCCUCAGGUCCGGAGGAGUUAACUUCAGCAACGCCACCAUCAGACUGACAUCAGCCCGCGGCUGGGGCUACUACUACAUGAUCGAAAUCUGGGGCCGAUAAGCAACGCGCUGCUGACAACGAUUUUCAUGACGUGAUAUGAAUUUGGUGAUAUAAUGUUAAAAUAUUAAUUAAGAUUCUUACAGAAAAUUUUAAUAAACAAUACUGUGGAAUGUA
This is a messenger RNA of Helicoverpa armigera (cotton bollworm), 624 nucleotides long. RefSeq lists its product as uncharacterized. The transcript is spliced from 3 exons. Lineage: Eukaryota; Metazoa; Arthropoda; Insecta; Lepidoptera; Noctuidae. The record is from RefSeq and is a predicted model, not a curated record. The coding region runs from base 142 to 510 and encodes 122 amino acids.